CCAAAAAAAAAAAAAAAAAAGACAAAGAAAAGGUAGAGAACUAGCCAGAAGGAAAGAUGCCGACGUCGUCAGUAGUUGUUGCGUACGGUUGCCGCUAUUGUGCGCCUUUAAAUCGCCGCCUGUUGUACUUCGCCGCCCGCCGCUACCUCCACCACCGCCGACGCUCUCGUCUCCCUCUUCCGCCUCUUCUCGCCGCCGUCACCGCGAACGUCUGCACGGGGAACUCUCUCGUUCGCCGCAUGGAGCGACUUUGGACUGGGAGUGGCAUCAAUAAGAAAAAGGCAAUGGUUGAGCAUUUGCAGCGCUAUGGAGUGAUAACGUCAAAGAAGGUUUCAGAAGUGAUGGAGACUGUAGAUAGAGCUUUGUUUGUACCUGAGGGGACCCCACCCUAUGUCGAUAGUCCCAUGCAGAUUGGUCACAAUGCUACCAUUUCUGCUCCUCAUAUGCAUGCAAUGUGUCUGCAAUUGUUGGAGGAAAAUUUGAAACCUGGCAUGCAUGCUUUAGAUGUUGGUUCAGGAACGGGGUAUUUGACAGCAUGCUUUGCACUGAUGGUUGAGCCAGAAGGUCGUGCAGUUGGUGUAGAGCAUAUUCCUGAACUGGUGGCUUCUUCAAUCGAGAAUAUUCAGAAAAGUGCAGCUGCUCCAUUACUCAAAGAAGGUUCUCUCUCAAUACAUGUUGGGGAUGGAAGGCUUGGCUGGCCAGAGUUUGCGCCUUAUGAUGCCAUUCAUGUAGGAGCAGCAGCACCCGAUAUCCCUCCUGCACUAAUUGAACAAUUGAAGCCCGGGGGAAGAAUGGUGAUUCCAGUUGGGAACCUUUUCCAGUGUUUAAAGGUUGUGGACAAAAAUCCAGAUGGUUCAAUCAGUGUUCGAGAUGAGACUUCUGUUCGAUAUGUUCCCCUGACAAGCCGAGAAGCUCAGUUACGGGGCAAUUGAUGUUAUCCGGAAAUCUGAAGUGGCUGUAUGACGAAACCCACCUUUUCUUUUUCUUUUCUUCCCUUUUGUAAAGUUCAUAUUGUAUAGGUGAGAUUCUACAUCUACAGAAAGUCCUGAAGAUGCCUUUUAUGCUUGUUUUACUUGGAAUCUAUCUGGUUGGCUGUUAAAAUCCUCUUUGCUCAUACCUUAGAAAAACUUCAGCCCUGAAGAUAUUUCUUUAUCUCUUUUGAGCACGAAAACGAACUGCAGAUGAAACUGUAUCUGAAUGAUUCCAUGUCUAAACUUUGGUCCAUGGAGGGACGAUUUGGUGUGGUUCA
Messenger RNA from Rhododendron vialii, 1249 nucleotides. Its product is annotated as protein-L-isoaspartate O-methyltransferase 1-like. Gene Ontology annotation, cellular component: cytoplasm. The record is from RefSeq and is a predicted model, not a curated record. The transcript is spliced from 4 exons. Bases 57 to 932 code for a protein of 291 amino acids. NCBI's taxonomy places the organism in Eukaryota, Viridiplantae, Streptophyta, Magnoliopsida, Ericales, Ericaceae. Gene Ontology annotation, biological process: protein modification process. Gene Ontology annotation, molecular function: protein-L-isoaspartate (D-aspartate) O-methyltransferase activity.